Lineus longissimus is the source of this 3708-nucleotide messenger RNA. Its product is annotated as thymosin beta-like. Gene Ontology annotation, cellular component: cytosol. The transcript is spliced from 9 exons. Gene Ontology annotation, molecular function: actin monomer binding. The record is from RefSeq and is a predicted model, not a curated record. Gene Ontology annotation, biological process: actin filament organization. Lineage: Eukaryota; Metazoa; Nemertea; Pilidiophora; Heteronemertea; Lineidae. The coding region runs from base 189 to 1004 and encodes 271 amino acids.
GCGCAUGCAUUGCUGACAUUGGCUGCAGCAUCCCUACGAUCUGUGUAACUUUAUUGAUUCGCUGACAAGUGCAUCCUUCAGUUGUGUCACCACAGUCAGAUUGAGUUGCAUUCUGUCUAUUCGGCUGCUGGAUACUCUUCCAAAAUCAUACUAUCCUACUCGUGACCUAACUACCCUCCCAAUCCAAAAUGGCACAAGAAAAGCAAACUAUCCCAAGCGCCCUCGCUGGUGAGAUCCAGCAACGAGAUCUUGGAAAACUCCACCAUGUCGAGACGGCUGAGAAACAAGUAUUACCUGACCAACAAUGUAUUGAUACUCUAAAGAAGCACCUCGAUUUCAUGAACUCGGUGAUGCAGUACGAUCGUAAUCAGCUCAAGGCGCAGACGACCCAAGAGAAGGUCGUCCUUCCGUCUGCUGCGUGCAUCCAAGGAGAGAAGACCCAUCAGGCGCUCCUCGAAAACAUCGCUGCUGGCGACCGAAACCUGAAGCAUACAGAAACACAGGAAAAGAACAUCCUGCCUAACGCAGAAAUGCUAGCAGAGGAACACCAUCAUGAAGCCCACUUAAAGGGUAUUGAGAGGCAUGAUGUGCAACUAAGGCAUACGAAGACUGUUGUCAAGAAUGUUCUUCCUGAUGAAGAAACUGUCCAGGCCGAACAACGCCACUCGGCUCAUCUCCACAAGAUCGAACAUCCAAAUGUUUCGCUAAAACAUGUUGAAACACAGGAAAAGGUUGUACUACCAGACGAUCAAAGUAUAAAGGAGGAAAAACAACACCAACAGCUGAUGGACGGCAUCGAGCACACACCUUCAUUAAAACAUGCGGAAACUCAGGAGAAAAAUCCUCUCCCUGAUGCGAAUACAAUAAAGACCGAGAAGGUCCAGCAGGGCGUGAUGAAGGGUAUUGAAGGAUUCACUCCCGAUCAACUCAAACAUUCAGAAACGCAGGAAAAGAAUACAUUGCCAACUAAGGAAGUUAUCGCCCAAGAGAAAGCGUCAUCGUAAAUCAUCCGAAACCGCGGCGAUGGCAACUAUGCAUUGUACACGAGAAGUAGGAAAGCAAUCAUGACCAUUAUUGCAUGUAGUCAUAUUAUAACCUAGGUCCCAGGUUGACCAGUCACGCUGGGUUCAAGGUUUACUUAGGUUUUUGGAUACGUUCAUACAUUCAUAUAGCCUGUAGUGCCAUUAUUGCGAUAUAUUUGUGAAGACCGACCUUGGGGAUUUCUAACCUUGACCUUCCAGAAGGAAAGUAAUGACCUUGACCUUCCAGACGGAAAGACCUUGAACUUGAGAGGAAGCUAAUGCAUGGAGAUGUGCUCUUAGAAAUCUAGCAAGGCAGAGAAAUGUCACCUACCUUCUUGGGAAGUCAGGAGUUAACCCCAUUGGCGUGAUUCGUACAGUUUCUAUGGUUCCCUGGUCAAUUUUCAUGUCGGUUUCUCAUUCUUGCCAAACUCUGGUGAGCCUGUUUAUUUCCAUCUUAAAUGUGAUUGAGUCAAAGAAAGUGCAAUUUAUUUAAGUGUCUUGCAGCUGGGUCCAAAACUGGAAUAGUUGGACCAAUUUUUUGGUGACGAGGUGUUUCUCCUCCCACAUUAUGAUGGCGUCAGUGCCUUGGUGGCUGGCUGGUGUUUUCUCAUGUCUUUAGUUUAUAAUGUGCUAGUGAGGUGCUAUCUGGAAAGUUAAACCCAUCUGAAAAGCUAACUAUAAAACAAUAUUACUUAUCCUCUGUUUACAGUCUUUUAAAAUGAGGUGCUGAGUCAGAUCCGCAGUGUUGUAACGUUUCCUGAAAGGAACUGUCCGCCAGUUUUCAAAGCACAAUGGUGCCUCUACCUACUUUAGCGUAAAAAUCAUAUGUUCAUCUUCGAUUAAAUACCCCAAUUGUUUUCAUUAAACUUUUUCAGUGCGUCAGUUGUCUGCCCUAUUUAUUUAAAGUAUUGACCUUUAUUUUGUGAUGAGGUACCUAUGUUUCGAAUAUCUUUUUGAAGUAAUUGAAAAAAUUCAGGUGCUGUUUUGUGUACUUUUGUAUUCACUGAAACCACUCAAAGUCACUUUGCCAUUUGAUCCAUUUGUAUUGCUGGUUGACCCAUUUGUAUUGCCAUUUGAUCCAUUUGUGUUGCCCUUUGAUCCAUUUGUGUUGCCAUUUGACCCAUUUGUAUUGCCAUUUGGCCCAUUUGUGUUGCCCUUUGACCCAUUUGUAUAUGCUGUUUGACCAUACUUUGUCAACCAGGUAAAGGCAAAUCCUUCACACAUUUACACCAAAAAUACUGUACUUAGUGCUGACCUGGCUGAUCCCUGGUUCACAGAUCACCAGGAUAUAUCAGUGUCUAUCUUUUGCCAGGUCAGCAAAGUGGUUCUGCUGAGAUCUUAACCGAGCUGUGUUCCUUUUAACACCUAUCUUGGAGCUUGAAAUCUUCAUAUCCACUAUUUUGCAAAUGAGCUAAACGGCAAAGUGUUCUUUCACCGUACUUAAUUCGCAUCUUGUACAGAUGAGUGUUGUCUUUUCAUAACUCACAUAAUAUUCGAGUGGGUCCAGGAUUUCCAAUUUUUGAGGGUCAGUUUUUCAAAAUUCAUGGAUUGUUUUGCUGUGUCCAACACUGAUCCAUUCGUUGCCGCUUCAGUAAAGAACUUUCUAUCACUGAAUAAAGUGUCAGUUGGGGAGGACCCAGUCGAAUGGAACCUUUUAAAAUCCUGGUCUCAGCUGAUCUUAGUUAGUAAUUUUGAUAUUAGGAAUUGUAAAUACAUCGUUUUGUGAAAGUUUCCAGCGUGUUCAAUCAUAGGAAAUGUGCUAUAGUGAAAUGAGAGGGUACUGCCUGUGUUUUAAGUUUCGGUGGAAGUCCUUCUUGAUUAUAUUUAUAGUAGAGAAAUGACGUUGAUGAUUAUUGUAACAGAUCAACUGCUAGCUUCUUUGAAAUGCCUUCAAAGAGUUGCUGUGCCAAAUAAGCUUGAACGUAAGUAGGUUAACUGGGUCAGGUUUUAUGCACAUCCAUGCGAGCUCUUCAGGACGAGCAGUGACAGUGUCAUCUGAGGAAAAUGACAAAUAUCUUCAAAGUGCGCCGCCUUUAUUUCUGCAAGAUUUCACAAUAAACUGAUUAUCAAUGGAUGUCCCAAACGUAUGAAUGCAUAUCCUAAAAAGCGUAAAUGCACCAUUGAUAAAAUCUUUACAUUUACACCCAUAUUUUUCCACUCGGAUAAACACCAAUUAUCUGGAAUCAGGAAGAUUUCCUUGAGUGCAUGGAAAAUAGACCUCAUCAUUGUGGUUCCUCUUCAUGCCUUUGUGAGAAAUUGACCAACCCGUUUACCAGGUAUUAGGUCACCCUGUUUACAAGACUAUUUCAAGAGGUGUAUGGCUUUUCUACUUUGGAAAAUGAUCAUAAAUAGCACAUAAGAUUUCCUCAGCCAACUUUACACUAAAAUCGAAAGAUAAAAAGUCAGUGUUACAAAUUGUACUGCUCAUGAUGCAUACUUCAAGUGGUGUUUCAGUUGGAAAAUCUUUUUUCAUCUUCGUUUUGCAACAAAAAAUAGAUUCUCAGUUACUUGGUCCAUGAUAAUUCAACAUGAUAAUUCAAGUGUUUUUAAAUUAACUAGAUAUUUUGUUGGAAAAUCGAUUUUUUACUCCCUCCCAUCCCAAAAUGUUGAAGGAAACCGACAAAUUGUGCUUCUGGUUUGCAUAUAAUGUAAGACAUCUUGAAUAAACAUGUAUUUAAUUGGUAAA